AUGCUAUUAAAACUCUACGCCGCUGCCCAGCUUGCUGCAUUGGCUCUUGGGCAGACCACACUCAUUCCCUCGGACUCCUUCUCCUCCUUUGAUUCGCACUGGAAUUACCUUUAUCCAUGGGGAACUGACCACAAUGGCGGUGCAAGAAUGGACAAGAGCCAAGUAUCUACAGCUCAAGGAUACCUUACUUUGACCUCGAAACCAGUCACUGGCCAACCACCUGCCCAUCACGGCGGAAAGGAUAUUCCGAUCAACUAUCUGUCGGGAGCGAUACACGCCAAGAAAACAUUCACCGUGCAGACUGGCGGCGGCUUCGACUUUUCCGCAGAUUUCGUCGCACCAGUGGAUAAAGGCACGUGGCCUGCUUUUUGGCUGACGGCGGUUAAAGGAUGGCCACCUGAGAUUGAUGUUGCGGAGUGGAAGGGCAGCGGAAAAAUCUCCUUCAACACAUUCAACACCUCCAGUCAAGUAACUGCACGAGAUGUUCCUUACCCAAACCCCAAGGCAUGGCAUACCGUCCGAGCCGAGAUCCGAGAUGCCAACGGUCGGGAUGUUAGCGUCAAGUUUUACUUGGAUAACACUUUGGUUGCAACCCAGCAUGGAUCCAAAUACGUUAAUGCGGGGUUAUACUUUAUCAUAAACUAUCAAAUGGAGGGCUCUUCCGGGUCUCCUGGUCCAUCUACGACAACGACGUAUUCUGUGCGAAAUGUCAAAGUUAUUAGCUACAACCGUUGA
This is a messenger RNA of Clonostachys rhizophaga, 735 nucleotides long. NCBI's taxonomy places the organism in Eukaryota, Fungi, Ascomycota, Sordariomycetes, Hypocreales, Bionectriaceae. The record is from the annotation of a GenBank genome assembly.